AUGGGGUCCACCGAAACUGGCACAUCGAGCCCGCAGAUUGGCUUGUCGAGCGAGCACGUCGGCAUCCUGCGCGACACGCCAGUAGACAACGCUUCUAUCCAGGAGGCUAACCGUCUCCUGCAAAAGAACCACGAAGCAUGGCACAUGUUCUUCCGCGACCGGGCGGGCCACAACCACAUCGCACACUCUAUCCUCACCUGUCUAGCCCUGGGUGGCGCGCCCGAAGAUAUCCAGCGCGCCUACGAUGACGGCGUGGGCAUCCAGCGGCCAAUCCCCGAAGUCGACGCCGCGACCGUCGAGCGACUCGCCGAGGAGGAAUUCUUCUACCAGACGCUGGGAACAAUCACGCAAUACACCUCCUUCCUCGUUUUCUUCCAGCGUCAGAUGGACGAGCACGGCUGGAAGGAGACGGUGAACAAGUACGUCUUCUCGCGCAACAAAGUAGCCGAGAAGAUGCUCGCCCGGCUCUACGAGGGCGCCUAUUAUCCCAUUAUACACCUAGGGCUGGGUAUCGAAUUCCAGCAGCCCAGCAUCAUCGCCGAGGCCCUCGCGCAGGCGGCUGCCCAUGACGACAGCCACAUCAGCACACUUUUCGAGACGUGUGAGGCACAGGCGGGGAUUGCAUACCCGCCCCAGAGCCCUAAGUCGCUCAUCCAGCUCCUCCACGAGACCCGCGCCAAUGAUACCAUCCGGACCGCUCCGCGCUGGGAGGACUUUGGGAACAAGAUGCGCGAUGGCGUCGUCGGUCGCGCAAAUCUGGAAAUGGCCUCCAUUGCCUCCCAGUUUAUCAUCAAGCCCGAGGACUUAGAGGGUCGCACCGCUGAGAUGAUUAGCGUGUGCGCGUAUAUGGCCGGAGCGAGCCAGCGUCCGGACCGAAAGAGGAAGAUCGACUUCUUCUACAUGCACACGCUCACCAGCUCGAUCUUCUUCAGUGUUCUGAUCAAGCAGCAGUGGAUCAAGAUCGAGGACCGCGUGCGGCUGGUCGAGUGGAAGGGGAGGCUGGAUCUGGCCUGGUGUGUUGUGAGUGGGUCGGCGGAGCUGUAUGAAGAUGCGGUGACGGGGUACCACGAUGAUUUCAGUGCGGAGAUGGGGUGGAAGGAGCUAUAUGCUGCCGUAAAUAAGGAGCACGACGAUGGACAUGUGGCUAAGAUGAUCCGCGCGUUGAAGAAUGGACAGGAGGCGUCGCGGUCGUUUGAGGGGGAGUAUCCCGAUGCGUUUCCCGUCAAAGGUAACAUGUGGUUGAAGAUUGCACGCAUGGCGCUAAAUACCACCAAGGAAUGGCCGACUGAUCAAAAGUUUGUGAACUUUACAGGUUUUGAUAUGGGGUGGAAAAUUCGCCCUGAUCUCGCUUAG
Messenger RNA from Aspergillus alliaceus, 1353 nucleotides. RefSeq names its product questin oxygenase tpcI (gene tpcI). Bases 1 to 1353 code for a protein of 450 amino acids. The transcript has a single exon. Gene Ontology annotation, molecular function: oxidoreductase activity. NCBI's taxonomy places the organism in Eukaryota, Fungi, Ascomycota, Eurotiomycetes, Eurotiales, Aspergillaceae. The record is from RefSeq and is a predicted model, not a curated record.